Molecule: messenger RNA, 2553 nt
Organism: Temnothorax curvispinosus
Lineage: Eukaryota; Metazoa; Arthropoda; Insecta; Hymenoptera; Formicidae
Product: WD repeat-containing protein 91
Exons: 8
Coding region: 108-2039 (643 amino acids)
Biological process (GO): early endosome to late endosome transport
Cellular component (GO): extrinsic component of endosome membrane; early endosome membrane; late endosome membrane
Molecular function (GO): protein binding; phosphatidylinositol 3-kinase regulator activity
Source: RefSeq, a predicted model, not a curated record
UUGCUGUUGUAUCUACUUCCAGUGGGGAACCAAGAUGGCCGAAGGAUGACAAUAUGCAGCUGUCAACUGGUGCAAACGAGUAACAUUUCAAAGAAAUUGGAGGGAAAAUGUCUCACGUACAGUAUGUAGACGAGUUGGUAAAGGAGUACUUGCUCUUCAGAGGUUUUAGUCAGACCCUGAAGGCUUUCGAUAAUGAUCUGAAAGCGGAAAAGGAAAAAGGAUUUAGGGUAGAUAAAAUAAUUGAUCAAUUAAUGCAAUAUAUAUAUAAUUAUGAUUUGACGUCGUUGAGAGAAUUAUGGGGACACUUGGAUACUAGAAUGUUUUGCCGACUGGAAAGCCAUUUUACGCCCGCGAUUAGAAAGUUGGAGAACGCUGUGCUAAAAAUGUACUUGGUGAACGCAGCCGUAAAUGGCAAGCAAGAUAGGAUACAAGAAUUUUUCACGAAAAUGGCACCAGAGCUACAGGGUCACUCGGAAUGGAAGGAAUGGUUCGCUCUUGCCUUUAUCAAAAAUCCCGAAGACAAUCCGGCUUACUCGGUCCAUUUUAGCAGGCAAUGGCACGACACCAUGUUGGUAUCUUUACAUAAUUUCCUAGCAACCAUCUUUCAAUGUAUGCCACAACCGACGUUACUCACAAUUGACGAAGACACGAACAAAUUAAAACGAUUGCAAGAGGAAAAUGAAACGUUGAGGCAACGGUUGAGUGAGUCUGUUAAAAUAGAAAGCAUAUCGGAUGUUAAUCCGGGCCCGGCACCCCAACAUCCCCCCAUCAUGGAUGAUUUUUACAUUAUUGCUCAAGAGUCGCCGUUACUGGAAAAUCCAAAAACACUGAGGAAUCUCAUAAGAAAUAUUGGCGGUGGGUCCAGUCCAAUCCUAAGCAGGAAGUCUGCAACAAAUAUAAAAAAAAAUGCGGAAUCUGAAAUGGUUUCGACCAAACGGACAAACACGAAAGGACGGGUGAAUUCGAUCAGUAAGUCCGAGGCAGUCGCCAAGAGGAGCAUCAGCUGUGAUUCAAGAUUAAAUAGUUCUAGGAAAAGAGACUCUUCUAUGGACACUGCUAUCGAGAGAAAAACUAAGGAAAAAAUAGAUUCCAGUUAUAUUCUUUUAAGUCAGGAGGAGUAUACAGAGCACAAAACCUCCAUAAUUCAAUGCAAAAGUAACGCAAGCGGAUCGUACGUCGCGACGGGCGACGCCGAUGGUGUCAUCAAAGUAUGGACGCCGAUUCCUUCACCAAAGACUGUUACUACGUUCACUUCCGUCACAGCAAAUUCUAACAAAGCUAUCACCUCGUUGGACUGGAUAUCGAAAAACGAACGUUAUUUCCUACACGGUGACAACAAUGGUUUAAUUCAAUUGCACGAUACGCGAGAUUGCAAAACGCUCUGGGAUAUCCAGCAUGAAAAUUCGCGAAUCGUCACUUUGAUCUGCAAUCCGACGGAAUCGACAUUCGUCUGUUCUGUAUCGGAUGGCAACGAGGGUAAAUUGUUGCUGUACGAUAUAAAAACGAGAAAGCUUGAGAGAACGUUGCCGCUGGAACAGAACGUCACUGCUUUAUGUUCUGCUUUCAAUCAUAAUGGCCAAUUACUUAUCACGGGAUUGUCUAAUGGCAAUAUACUGAUACAUGAUCUGAGGCGAAACGAGAUAAUAGACAAUCUCAACUGCCACUCUAGCCCAAUAAUCGACAUAGAAUUAAUUAACGAUUAUACGAACAUAUGCGCGCAAAGCGAGGACGGUAAGCUAUGCCAAAGGAGCUUGAAUCAUUUUGGAAAGAUCUUGUGGGAGACUAAAAUUAAGAUCGAGAAGAACCCCGUUCAUGGGAAAUUAUUUACUUUCGAUCAGAGCGGCAAUUAUAUGUUACUCUGCACACAAACUGGAGGAAAUAUAUACAAGAUGCCACCAGGUGCACAAGGAAAGAUUUUAGAGCUAGGCGGACACAAAGGUACUCUAUGUUGCGACUGGUCGACUGCCAAUCAAUCCGGAACUUGUAUAACCGGGGGUGCAGAAGGAAAAGCACGAGUAUCAACACUACUCUCACCAUGAUAUAGAAACAAAAUUAGCAUCUGUAUAAAUUCGUAAGACAAAUAGACAGUUACUGAUGAUAUUAGUUAAAGAUCUUGUGGAUAUUAUUUUAUUCACUGUACUAAAUUCUGUAAGUGAUUGUAGAAUGAGUACAUCAUGUUAGGUUUUAAGAGACUACACUGUAUCGCCAAAGCGUUGAUAAUUCGUGUAAAAGAAAAUAGAUUCAAAUAUUUUAUGAAAAGUAUAAUGUAUCACUGUAGCAGUAAUUACAAGCAGUAAUAUAACUAUAUUUUAUCUUUUGGAAAACAAUCAGGGACUACCAAAUGUAAAAUGUACAGAGAAUAUUGUAAUUAUUUUAAGGAGGAUCAUAAAUAUCUCUAUAAUUAUUAUUACAUGGUAACUUUACUCGGUUUUAUAAUAAAAAAUCGAUAAAAAAAAGAACGUGGUUUCGUGUGUAAAGUUAUGAUUUAGGAAAAUGAAACACAUGUACAAGAAAUCAAGAAAAUGUCAAUAAAUACGAGUCAAUUUUAGUGUU